Molecule: messenger RNA, 1818 nt
Organism: Salarias fasciatus (jewelled blenny)
Lineage: Eukaryota; Metazoa; Chordata; Actinopteri; Blenniiformes; Blenniidae
Gene: osgepl1
Product: O-sialoglycoprotein endopeptidase-like 1
Exons: 7
Coding region: 212-1456 (414 amino acids)
Biological process (GO): tRNA threonylcarbamoyladenosine modification
Cellular component (GO): mitochondrion
Source: RefSeq, a predicted model, not a curated record
GACAGUUUCAGGCAUGCAUGAAGAAGUCAUGUAAACUUCAGGGAUUUUCUGGAUUUUCUUUGGUCUCCCAAAGUGCACUUUGUCUUGUCGGGUUUGUAGGUGCUGCCGUGAAGUCGAAAUACCUUCACCCAGUAAUAAAUGGCCCUAUUUCGUGUUUUGUUCAGGCGAUCGUAGUUUAGGUCACCCUGAGUUAAAACUGUUAAACCUAUACAUGCUCCUCUCUAAAGGGACGCCUGUGUGGAGGCUACUGCAGCAUAGACACGGUCUUUCCUCACUGACAGCAUCCUCCUCCAGACAUGCUUCUUCAUCCUCCAGGCUGGUUCUGGGCAUCGAGACCAGCUGCGAUGACACGGGAGCCGCUGUGUUGGACGAUUCCGGGGUCAUACUGGGAGAGGCUCUCCAUUCACAGAAAGAGGUGCAUCUGAGGACCGGUGGAAUCAUUCCAACAGUCGCUCAACAACUGCACAGAGAUCACAUAGAGCGAGUGGUCCAGGAGGCUUUGUUGAGGAGCGGCGUGAGCCCCGCACAGCUGUCUGCCGUGGCCACCACGGUGAAGCCGGGUCUGGCUCUGAGUCUGGGCAUCGGGCUCGAGUUCAGUCAGAAGUUUGUGAGGCAGCACAACCUGCCGUUCAUUCCCAUCCACCACAUGGAGGCCCACGCCCUGACCGUCAGGAUGCUGGAGCCCAUCGCCUUCCCCUUCCUCGUCCUGCUGGUCUCUGGCGGUCACUCGCUCCUUGCUGUGGCUCGGGGAGUCGACGACUUUCUGCUUCUGGGCCAAACGAUGGAUGAAGCUCCAGGAGACACACUAGAUAAAGUAGCCAGACGCCUGUCCCUCAUAAAACACCCACAGUGCUCCACACUGAGUGGCGGACAGGCCAUCGAGCUCCUGGCAAAGGAUGGCGACAGGCUGAGGUUCUCCUUCACCACCCCUCUCAGACAUAUCCGCGACUGCUGCUUCUCUUUCGCCGGACUGCGCACGCAAAUCACAAAGGAGAUCAUGAAGAAGGAGGCCGAGGAAGGUAUCCAGGAGGGCACCCUGCUGACGUGUGCGAGCGACAUCGCGGCGGCUGUUCAGCACACUGUGGCCGCUCACCUUGCCAAGCGCACACAUCGAGCCAUCCUGUUCUGUAAGGAGAACAGCCUGCUUCCUCCCAGCAGCCCCACAUUGGUGCUGUCUGGAGGAGUUGCGAGUAACCAGUACAUCCGCAAGGCUUUGUCGAUGAUCACUGAUCUGACGGGGCUGCAGCUGCUCUGCCCUCCAGCCAAGCUCUGCACCGACAACGGCGUGAUGAUCGCCUGGAACGGCGUGGAGCGUCUGAGAGAAGGAAAAGGAAUCCUGCCUCCCGAUGCAGACGUCUGCUAUCAGCCGAAGGCUCCUCUGGGUGUGGACAUCACGGCGGAGGUGAGAGCAGCGGCGAUCCGACUGCCCUCAGUGAACAUGAAGGUCCUCACCUGACGUUACCCCCAUUCAGAGUGUAUACUGUGUAUAUGCUAUAAUAAAGACGACUGUGCUGCUAUUUAUAAAAUGAAUCAAACAAGUGAAAACUUUCACACUCACUCUUGGAGGACACACUUUUGUUUGAGCAUUUCAACUACUUGGAGUUAUGAGUUAGUAUGUUUCUAAUUUUAAUGAAAAUAAAUCCAUUUGAUAUUUUCCUCAGUAAAUCAGACUCAUUUUGAUUAAUAUCACAAAUGAAAAUCGAUCACUCAUUGAUUUUUAGAAACUGUCCCAUGGUGAUGUAUUAACAGGUGUGACAGUUGCAGGUCAAUAAAAACCUGUGACCACCAUGGGAACCAACAGCUGUUAACAGUCAGAUC